Molecule: messenger RNA, 1787 nt
Organism: Bolinopsis microptera
Lineage: Eukaryota; Metazoa; Ctenophora; Tentaculata; Lobata; Bolinopsidae
Product: calbindin-32-like
Exons: 9
Coding region: 480-1394 (304 amino acids)
Biological process (GO): regulation of presynaptic cytosolic calcium ion concentration; regulation of long-term synaptic potentiation
Cellular component (GO): cytosol; terminal bouton; nucleus
Molecular function (GO): calcium ion binding
Source: RefSeq, a predicted model, not a curated record
CACAGUCAAGUGUUACCUGUGAGCACAAUUACUCACUUAGUUAAAGCUUGGUAUGUGUACUGUGUACCUACCAUGCAGGCCGGCACUUAAUUAGCACACAUUCCACAAGCACACACAGUCACGCAUCAAGCUGUUGGUCAAUUAGAUAUUGUUUAAUUAGAUAAUUAGGCAUUGUCCAUUGAGUGACCUACGUUUUAUAGUCAUCUGUCAUCAGCUUUAUGUUGUCAUGUAAGAUCUGUGAUGCGAACAGUUAUCCGACUAAUUUCACUGUGUUUCUACUAGAGUACUUUGUUAAGCGCUGUACUUUUGAGCUCAUGUUACUAGUUUAGUUACUACUGUAGUAGUAGUAGGUUCAAUGUGAUAUUUUAGUAGCAGUGCUGUGAGUUUAUUGUUUUUGUGUGAGGGAUAGUCUCUGUGACAACAGGCAGCAGAGUAAAGCAGUAACCAUAGUAACAACUAGUGUAACAACUAGUGACAACAUGGGAUCUAGACAAAAGAGACCAAUGGCACUGAACAGGAAGUCCUCUAUCCUGUGCCAGCUGUACGAGAAAAAGCACUUCACCAGCAAAGAAUUCAGGAGACUCUGGGACUUCUAUGAUAAAGACGGUAGUGGUUUUUUGGAGUACUCCGAACUUGAAAGGUUCCUAAGGGAUCUCACAGAGGUAACUCUUGGAGAAGACGUUGACGAAGCAGAAUAUGAGAAGUUCAAAACCAAGAUUAUGGGAAUGAUAGAUGACAACGAGAACGGAAAGUUAGAAGCUAAAGAACUGUCCAAGAUAAUUCCGACAGAAGAGAACUUCCUGCUAGCGUACAGCAUACAAUCCCAGAACCUGGGGGCCCAGCUCUCCAGUCAGGACUUCUUAGAGAUCUGGUGCCAUUAUGACAAGGAUUGUAGUGGGUAUCUGGAUUUUACAGAGGCGAAGGACUUCAUGAAGGACAUGCUGAAAGUGAACAGUGUGAAAGUUGACCUGAAUAACGUUACCUACCUGGACACUUUCUUCAAAACAUUUGAUACUGAUGAUAACGGUGUUAUUGAGAUUGAUGAGAUGGCAGCUAUCUUCCCGGUAGAGGAAAGGUUUACGAAUGCUCUGAAAGAGAGGAAAAGAUUUACUAAGGAGGAAUUUGAUAGAUUAUUUGACCAGUACGACACCAACAAAUCAGGAAUGGUGACAGCUAAACAGCUCCCUAAAAUGAUUUCAGACCUGUCUAAGAUUAGUAAAACUAACCUCAACGAUAAGCAGGUCGCCGAAAUAAGCGGCAGGUUGAUACAGAUGUUUGCUAACAAGGACAUCCCACGAACAGAGCUGUCCCUCGUGAUAUCCUCCAACACCCCACAACACGGCGUCCAAUUCAAACGGGAAAUGAACGAAAAGAGGCAGUCGUUAAGGAGUUAAUUGAUGGACCAAUUAUUCAAUUAAAUAAUUAUCAAACCACAUUUCAAAUCAUGCCAGGACGCAGUAUUAUUUCCCGCUUGGAUCGAAUUUGUGCCAGAUAUACAAGUCGGAGGUGAGCAUUAACCACGUGACAGCGUAACCAUGGGAUACUGUAACCAUGGGAUACUGUAACCACGUGAAACCGUAACCAUGGGAUACCGUAACCAUGGGAUACUGUAACCACGUGACCCCGUAACCAUGGGAUACUGUAACAAGUAUAGGAUUCUGUUUCUACGUGAUACUGUAGAAUGAGUCAACUUGGAAGGAUUUCCAUAGGAUCCUAUAAAAUUAAACCGGGGAUAGUUUAACACUACAGAUUUGUGGUAAACGUGUCCUCCCUCCCUCCCUCCCUCU